Molecule: messenger RNA, 9275 nt
Organism: Amyelois transitella
Lineage: Eukaryota; Metazoa; Arthropoda; Insecta; Lepidoptera; Pyralidae
Gene: RhoGAPp190
Product: rho GTPase-activating protein 190
Exons: 39
Coding region: 170-4864 (1564 amino acids)
Biological process (GO): signal transduction
Source: RefSeq, a predicted model, not a curated record
UGUUUUCAGUACAAAGCAAAAGCGAGUUGUGUCAAGAUUUUACAUUUUCUUUUUAGAUUUAAUCGCAAUAAAUUUUGUAAUCUAGUUAACAGUCUGAUUAGUGUUGUGAUGUGUGUAUCAAGUGAUAUAGUGGUUAUCAUUGAUAAUAAGUUAGUUUUAGUGCAGUGAAAUGGCAAAAAAGUCAGAGAAUACCGGCGGAAAGCUGGUAACAGUAUCUGUUGUGGGAUUAUCUGGCACUGAAAAGGAGAAAGGGCAGCUGGGAGUCGGCAAGUCCUGCCUUUGCAACAGAUUCGUCAGGACUCAUGCCGACGAUUACAAUGUGGACCACAUUUCCGUCUUAAGUCAGUCCGACUUCAGCGGUCGCGUGGUCAACAACGACCACUUUCUGUACUGGGGCAGCGUCCCGAAGGAAUACGAUGAACAGGAGUACAGGUUCGAGAUCAUCGAGCAGACGGAGUUCGUUGAUGAUGCGUGCUUUCAGCCGUUUAAAGUGGGCAAAACCGAAGCGUACGUGAAACGAUGCGUAGCCACCAAGAUCCAGUCGGCGGAGAAGCUCAUGUACGUGUGCAAGAACCAGCUGGGCAUAGAGAAGGAGUACGAGCAGAAACUGAUGCCGGACGGGAAGUUGUCUGUGGACGGGUUCCUCUGUGUCUAUGACGUCAGUCUGGUGCCCGGACGAAGUUGGGAGAAACAGAACGAAACCCUAGCAGCGAUCCUGCAAAACAUUCUCAAGCUGAAAAAGCCCGUAGUCCUCGUAACGUCCAAGAAUGACGAGGCUUGCGAGCAAGGUGUCCGCGAGGCGGAGAGGCUGGUGCAGAGGAAGGAGUUCAAGGGAGCCAUCCCCCUCGUGGAGUCUUCCAGCCACGACAACGUCAACGUAGACCAGGCGUUCUUCUUGCUGGCACAGAUGGUUGACAAGUCCAAGGCUAGGAUAAAGGUUGCAAAUUACGCCGAAGCCCUGAGAAUAAGGAGGGAGACCCUGGACUUUGUCACCGAGGCCUUCACCCAGCUCAUCAGAAUACACGUGCAGGAUCACAAGGAGAUGUGGUCGUCAGUCAGCAAGAGAUUAUGUCAUUAUCCAGAGUGGAUCAAGUUCGUACAACAGUUUGGAAAUGAUGGCACUCAGGUCGUAUUCCGUCGUCACAUCAGGAGACUGAAGGAGGAGAGAUCGGCGAAGAAGCUCCGCAAACAGCUGGCCAAGUUGCCACAAGUGCUGGCUAGAAUGCAGCUACCCACCGAGGAUUUGCAGGAGAAUGACUGGCCGAUGGUGGUGCGCCAACUCCGUUCCCACCGAGACUUCUCAGUAUAUUUCAGCAUGGCGCGCGCCCGGGACUCCGCUUCUUCAGCGUGUUCUGACCUGGAUAGUCCACUCGGGACCGAUACUACAUUGAGAGUGGGCGAGAGGGCUAGAUAUCAGACUCUCGGCCAAUCGCAGAAGAUACCUUACGAAAUACUCGAGAGCAACGAAGCGGCCGCGGUCUUCAAAACUUUCUUACACGAAGCGCAAGAGGAGCAGAGGAAUUACGAAUGGUGCCAACAAUUCAAACGCCUCCUGGAAGAGACCGGCUACGUCACGCCCGGGAAACAGCUGUCCGAAGUCAGGGUGUUGCUCAUGGGCCGGGAGUGCUACGAGGCCUUGACGGACGAGCAGCAGCAGAGAGUGUACGAUCAGCACCAGAGGCAGAUACAGAAGCGGGCUAAACAUAACUUACAGGAAUUGCUAUUAGAACACGCAGAUCUGUUCUACCACUUCAAAAGCAUCUCGCCCACGGGAACCGUCACUCAGGAGGACAUCAAAGAGAUAACAGAUGUCCUGCAGGAUGAUUUUAGAUACAAAAUGUUAGACCGCAUGGAGCAAGACCGCAAACUGAUGCUGUUCCAACACCUGGGCUUCGUGCACUGCCCCAUGCGGGAGCACUGUCCCGCCGCCGCCAAGUGUCUGGACGCCACCUUGCCCGUCAUACUCAACACCAAAGUUGGAUCUCUAACAUCGAUGGGCGAGUCUCAGUGCCACGCUGGUCCGCCCGCCGCGCCCUGGGCCCUCACCACGGACUCUAAUCAAAUCAAUGUCAUUAUACUUGGUGUGGAAGGAAUAGCGGGCGAGUUUGGCAAGCGUCUAUUAGCCGGUUGCGAUUCUGAGCGGCGAAUCAUGAUAUCCAAUCAACAAUGGCGUGUAGAACAGCGCGUGCGAACUGACGACUUCACCGCUACGGAGAACACGUCCAUAGAUGACUUCGCAGCCAAUGGUUACCUGUGCGUGUACCAAGAUCAGGAGUCGUUCGAAUACAUCAGGGGGUGCACCGAGAAGACUUUACUCACCAGUCUGGAACAAGAGGACAAACAACCGUUUCAGGGUCUACCUCUGGUAGUGAUCUUUGUACAAGACGAAGGCAUGGACAAGAAGGAGAUCGUGCGGCUACAAGAGGAGGGACAGAAUCUUGCUGACAAUCUACAUUGUUCCUACAUGGAAGCGUCAGUCAGUGAGUUAGGAACCGAAGCGCUGACCGCCGACGCUAUACAGGAGUUAAUCAGGGCGAACAGGGAGAAAGCGAGCUACGCGCAUCUUUAUAAAGAUCUUAUUGUGUGCUUCGAUUCUGAUAUCAAAAUAAUGGUGUGCAUGUUUUGCGACGAUCCGUAUUCUCCGGAGCGAGUGCUGAGUCCGUUACUAUCGCAUCGUGCUUGUUUCUUGACCGGUGAUCGCUCUAUAGUUAUCGAGACUUUCUUGGGAGACUCUAAGAGGAAGGUUGAGGUUAUAAUAUCGAGUUUCCACGGCGCCACGCAGUUUAGGGAGGAACUAAUACACGGUUUCAUAUUGAUCUAUUCCGCUAAAAGAAAAGCUAGUCUCGCUACAUUAAACGCAUUCUCAAUGAACAUUCCAAAUCUCCCCAUACAAAUGGUCGCCGUGACCGAUGGCGGUAACUCGGCCGCGACAUUCUUCGGCACGGACGUGGGCCACGCUCUCAUCACCGAAGGAAAUGCUACUGCGGACAAGCUGAACGCUCACUUCACCACGUAUACCUGCAGCGGCGAGAACAAGUCGGCGUUCUACACGCCGUUCUUCAAAGAGGUGUGGGAGCGCAAGGGGGAGAUCGAGCGCGCGUUCCGGCUGGAGGCGCCGCCCGCCAACCUGCCCGACGUGGCCGCCGCGCGCCCCGCGCUGCCGCCGCGCGCGCCCGCCCCCCGGAUGGAGCACAAACUAACAAACUCGCUGGAUCUACUCAUCGGGCCCGACUCCAGAGAGAUAGAUUCCGAGUACAGCGACACUAUGAACAAUAAGAAUAGAGGCUUUCUGAAAGGAUUUAGCGUGUACCCGCCGCCCAGCACUCCGCCCGAACCAGCGCCCCCCGACCAUCGCAUGCACGCUGAUCUAUCACACGGCGGAGGCCUGUGGCAGCCGGCCAGCUACGGGCACCGCGCCUUCACCAUGGGCCCCAGCAAGCCGCUCCCGCCGCCGCAGAGGCCCAGGCACGCCCAGACUUUGAAGCAACCUGGCAAAUUAGACAUGAACAACUACACCAUGGUCAGCGACGCGCUUCAGCACAUCACAAUCGGGCCGCCGCAUUCCAACAGAGACAGAAAGUCGCAGAGGUCCGGCUGGUCGCACGGCGGCGGCCAACAAACCCACCACCACCCGUCCGGCGUCAGUUCAGAGACAGAACUUGACGUGCAGUACGCACAGAUAAAGGAACCCAACGAAUACAUGGAGGCGCCAUCUAUGAUGCGAUUGCGGCGACACCGGCGGCACGAAAAAGCUCCUUUACAUCAGCCAUCCCUCUCAGAAACGGACAGUUCCGGUUCUAGUUCCGCGUCGGCCGGCGGCGGCGCUAGUGCUGCGCGGAUACACAGGAGGCGGCACAACGCUAGGCAUUAUAAGAAACGGUCCUUAGGCAAUCUAGUCGCAGUUCAAAGCCCGCGGGUGCCGAAAUUGGGAAUGUUCGUGGGCCCGCCAGAACUUCCCACCGGCUACAGAGCGAGAACGCAAGAGGACAAAGCGAGCGAGUCCAGCGAAGGCAGCUCCGACGGCGAGGGGCGGAGGCCGAGACCGCUGCCCCCGCCGCCGCAUCACGAGCCCCCGCACAAGUUACUCGGCGAAUACCCGUCCUCGGCCCAGGAUAACUCUUCAUCGAGCGCGGCCGACUCUAGGCGAAGACAUCCGUUCUCCAAGCACGACCGGAGGCAUAAGGAAUUCUCAAAGAGCAAAGACUCGAAGAAGAACUCGCAGCAAAAUGCACAGGCAGCACAAAACUGGGCGCCGCAGGGUUCACACGGAGUGCCUUUGUUCGUGGAGAAGUGCGUGGAGUUCAUAGAGCGAGAGGGACUGUCCUCGGAGGGACUGUAUCGUGUGCCUGGCAACAGGGCGCAUGUAGAUAUGUUGUUCUCCAAGUUUUAUGAAGAUCCCAACGUUGACCUGGAUUCCUUGGACAUCCCGGUGAACGCGGUGGCCACAGCUUUGAAAGACUUCUUCUCGAAGAAGAUGCCGCCGCUGCUGGAUGAAGCUAGCAUGGCUCAGCUCGAAGACAUUGCGGCGAUGCGCGGCUGCAUCGCCGGCGGCGUGGAGCUGAAGGACCGCAGCUGGCGGCUGCUGGCGCUGCGGCAGCUGCUCAACACGCAGCUGGCGGCCGGCGCGCGCGCCACGCUCGACCUGCUGCUCGCGCACUUCGCCAGGGUGGCGGACAACUCGAAACUGAACUCUAUGGACAGCAAGAACUUGGCGAUAUGCUGGUGGCCGACCCUGCUCCCCGUUCAUUUCUCGGACAUGGGCCGGUUCGAGAUGACGCGGCCGUAUCUCGAGGACAUCGUGCAGACAAUGAUCGACCAGCACCCGUUCCUGUUCCGCGGGCAGGAGGCGUUCGUCAUGGUGUGAGGGCAAUGUGAACCCACAAUGCAGGUUGCAUUUGUGAUGGAUGACGUGUGACGUCACAAGGCGCGGGCAUCGCCAACGCUAAACACACGCGACUAUCGACCCUCUGUGGUAUGUCAUAAGUGUCAUUAUGGCUCGCGGACAUUAUGCUAGAACGAACCGUUUCAGUGUUAACUCGUUACAUAUUACGUCAAAGUCGUUCCAAAUAAUGAUGACUAGUAAUUUUAUAUGCGUAAGUUUUGAAUAUGCGUUUUAGAUAAUAAAAAAAAACAAAUACUGUUUUCCGAGAUUUCCUCUUAAGAUUUGGCAGUUUAAAUUUAAAAGAGGCUAUGAGAUAAUUUUGUAAUUUUUAUUUUUAUUUAUUCAGAGGUGUAAAAAAAUAAAAGUUUGUUAUUUUAUACGGUUUUCCUCAUAUCAAUUCGGAAAUCAUAUUUUUCAAAUGUGAAAUUUUUAAGUUGAUUUUCUAUAAAAAUAAAAGCAGUAUUUUAAAACUUGAAGUUAUAUCUGCAUCGUAAUAGGAUAAGAAAAUUCGUGCACAAAAAGUAUUUAACGGUAUAAAAUGUUCUAAAAUAAGUAUUAUUGGUAACAUUUGUAUUUAUAAUAAUGGCAACACCACGUAUGCACAUUCCGUUCAGUCGAUAUGUAUAAUUGUUAAUUAGUGUUAUAUUUAAUCGUUGUUUUGUAGCGCAUAAAAGCUAGCAAUUAUUUUAUAGUAACACAAUUGCAAUGGGGCGCGCGAAGAGUAUUUUCGGUUAUAUUAUGUAUACAAAAUAGGUAUACAUGGAUUCAACAUGGCGUAAUAGUUUCGAGACGCCAUCUUUUUUUGGACACUAGUCUGUAGCGAAAAAAGGUAAAGAUUAAUCCAUGAGACUAUAUUAUUCCGCCAAUCAAAGUGGUCUGUUAUAUUCGUGGUGGAUUAAUUUCAUCGCCCAACUUCAAAAAAAAAUUGAAAACCUCAGAAACAAACCAUAGAUAAUAUAUAUUUAGCUAUAAAAAUUAUGCAACAAUCGUGUCCCGUCGUUUUAUUCGGCUCCAGUAAAAAACUGGAGAAAACUAAACGUAGAUUAUUUAUCGGAAGAAUAGUCUACCGAUUUAUAGAAAUAAAACAAAAUCUACAAUUUUUAUACCUGUUUUGUAUACGUCGGUGAAUUAUGAAGUGAGAUUAAAUAGCGAUUCGUCAUUCCCAAUGAAUGAACACCUCACUUGUUGUAAGCGUGUAUGAAAUGUUCUUUUUUUUUUACAUUUGCACAUAUGCACAGUGAAAUUUUAUUUCUUGAGAUUAUUUCUUAUACGUAUUUAAGAUAAUGUAGCAUCACAAUUUUAUUCUACGCACUAACGAUCUCUUGUAACAAAAGUAAUGUUUUAUUUAUAUUUGACCGUAUGUCAUAUUUGGCAGCUUUUUUCUUGAGACUGAUUGCUGUUUUUUGUUCACGUAAUGCAAACCGCACAUCAGAUUGUAAAUUAGAAAAAAUGUUGCCGUCACUCUUUUUUCGCGUUUUAAAUUUUUAAUAUGAUGUCUAAAAUACUUGAUAUAUUUGUCCCGAAUAACUAGACAAAUUAAUGUUUGACAACAUGUAGAUUACAGCAAGAUACCAAAGCCUUUGGAAUCGCCAUUGGUAAUGGUGGCUUUUUAAAUGAAUGCUAGAUAAUUUUCAAAUCCGUAAGAAUCACUGUUGGCCGGAGGUCAUUGUGGCCGAGGGUAAAAACACGUAUGAUGACAGAGAGAAUGGAUUGAAAUAAGAAAUGAUUCUUGUUUCAAAACCCAACAAUUAUUUUCGUUCAAAACCCUAUUAACGAUAUAUCCCUUUAUGGAUGGAAUAAGAGUAACGCAACAUUUUCGAUAAAACAUGAAAUGGCCUAUUUGUACUAAGUGUUUAUGCAUAGACUGAUGUAGUGUGUACUGUGACGUCAAGUAGAUUUAACGCAGAUCGUCUUUACUCAUAGAAAUCGUUGUUGGUAUGUCAAUUCAAACAGAUCUUUAAUGAUAACUCUAAAAACCAAGGGUCCGGUAAAGACAGCAUCAUACUGUCGUAUGAUUUAGCAAUAGAGGUAUUAUUGAUCGGACCUUAUGGAAUUUACAACCUAAACAUCCAAUUCAAUAGUAAUUUUUAACAUGAAUAUCUAAUUCCAUUUCUUUUAAUUGUUCCAUUAUAAAUACGGGUAUUUAUAUAUAACUGUUUGACAAAAUGAACCUCUGAAAACGACUUCGAUUUUUAUUAGUAAACAUGACACAAUUUAUGCCAUUACGAUCCUUUUGCCAAUAAUAUGUAAGUCGAGUAUGCUUUGUGAACUUUUCAAUGUUAUGUAUACUCAUUGUAAUCUUAAAGUAUUAUUGAACGUCGAUUAUGUGAAAAAUGAUACUCAAAUUGAGCAAGGAAGCUUAGUUUUUGUAUAUUUAUGUACUGAGCAUCAUGUAGAAAAUUUUCUUUUGUAAGUAAAGAAUCUCCGGAAAGUGCAUUAUUUUGCAAAAAUGCUUCAUUUUUGUUUUAUUGUAUAUUAGAAAUCAAUUAUCACAAGAAUUUGCAGUGCAAUUUUGUAACGUAUGUAAUGUACAAUGAGCUUUUUUAAGUUACGCUACGAAAUUCCAAUGGAUUUGUGUUAGUUUUAAAAGCAGCAAAAAAUGAAAUCAAUGUAACUAUUUAUAAGUAUAUUUAAUUAAUAUAUUAGAUGUCUCCAUUUAAGCAUAGGUAAGUAUUCGCGUAAGAUUCAAUCGAUAUUAUUACGUCAUAGCACGUGCGAAGUACAGUGAGCGAAAUAGAGAAGCAUACCGCCGUCUUAUCGAAGUAUACUUUUCUAUGUUGCUCGCUGUACAGUGGAGACAAAGAGAUCGGAACUUGAAAGUCGCUUUUGAUAGUGGGUCUCUUUUCUUUGCCCUCCACUGUCCACAUGCAUGCGUGCACGUAACGCAAAAUAUCAUGUCCAUUAGGGGAAUGAUGCGAGGGAUUUUUUUACAUUUUACUAUAAAUCGAAAAAGACAUAGAGCCUACCUGUGUUUUUUUUUUAAUUUAUCUUUUCUAGAAAUUUCCGCUCUCCUUGGAUCUCAAACGGAAUUGUUGUACACCACCGUUCUGGUAUUUCCCCUAAUGAUUUUUUAAACGUAAUUUCUAUAUAAAUACUUAUUCGAUGUAAAUAUUGUACAUUUAUUCAUUUUAUUUUUUUGCGUAAUUUAUUUAUUGAAUUUUAUUUUUUUAUGGGAAGGAUUUAUAGCCAUAUUUUUGUUAUUGCAAUAUGAUUUGUCGAGUGUUUUCCUUUUUAUAUUUUUAAGCACAUUCUGUUGUUUUUUUAUAAAUGCGAUGUGCCAUUAUUUUCGAUAACGCAAAGUGAUUUUGGUGAUUCCUAAACUUGAAGUUUGUAAGCAUUGGUUUUUAUCUGAUUUUCUUUUUCUAGUAGGUUUCUCGAAUGUUCUAAAGUAGAAUCAAUGUACGCUUGGUUGACUGAGGUCUCGGUGGCAAGAUGGCGUCACAACAGUUGUAAAAUAAAUGUCGCUAGAUGACGGUUUGGUAAUUUUUCGCUUGUAUAGGAUAAAAUCUAGGCGGAUAGUGAGAAAUGGAAGUCCAAAGUCUGCCUAUCCCUAUGGGAAACGUGCGUGAUAUGUAUGGAUAGUGAGACUUAGGUAUUUUCGCGGGAGUUUUUGGCCUUUAAUGUUAUUGAUAGGAUUGUGGAAGGUAAUACGCUAGGUGCAACGAUUUUUAUGAACUACGAAACAUUAAAUUAUACUUUUUUUCAGAUUUGUUUAAUGAAUUUUAUCCCUUUUCCAAAAAAAGAUUUAUUUAUUGUUAUAAUAAUAGUGAUGUGUGCAUUAUAAAAACCUGUAAAAUGUAAGAACGUGUAAGCUCAUCAUUUCAAGCAAUAUUAAGCACUAAAAUUUUACAAGUAAGGUUAAAUUUUGCUUGAACUCGUUCGAACUAUAGUAAUUUGAGUGUAAUUUGUAAUGGCGCCCUGAAAAAUGUUGAAAGCAAACAAAGAAGUUAUGUAUAAAUUGUAAUGUUUAAUACCUCUAUUUCAACGAAGAUAUAUUUGUUGAUUUUAUUUAGGUUCUUACAAAAUACAACUAUUCUUUUAACGAUAAAAUUUGGUCAAAAAGUGGUUAUUAAGAAUAACCAUUUCAAAGAUUUUUCUAUAUUCCCGACAAAAUUGUACUGUAUGCCAAGGAAAUAAAGUAUAUAAACAAUAUUUACUCAAUCUAAACACAAACUAAUUAUUAUUGAUUUGUAUCUUGAUCUAAAUGCUUUUCGAGCUGUUUUUCUCUUUUUUUAUAUAUACAUAGUAGUGUGAUGAAUGUUGUGAUAUGACGCUGGCGCGGCGCCGUCACCGCCUCAGUCGACGAAUCCAUUUGCUAUGUGCGUGUCGAUUACUGUACAACACAGUUCAAAGGAAUGUGUCAUAUUUUAUAAUAAAUAACCAUAUAUGUAAC